AUCUGAGGGGUUUGGAAAACAUUUUUCCAUUUGUUUUCUAUAUGUUGUGGGAUUUUCAGACUAUUUCAUAUUUGGUAUUGUUAUCUAGUAUCAAAUAGCAGCACCAAAUGAAAACCAGUGUAUUUUUGGCAACUGAGGAACAGCAAGUUCUGGGGGGUUUAAAAUAGAUGACAUAUGAUACCAAUAAUAGCCCGGUGCAGCUUAGCAGACCUGAGAAACUAUUCAAAGCAAAAUGGAGGGCAGUUCUAUACUCCAGGCUUUCACUAACAUUUAUUUUGCUAUUUUUGCUUUGUUUUGUUUCAAACUUUUAAUUAAGAUUUCCUUGGCUCUGCUGACUCAUUUCUAUAUUGUUAAAGGCAACAGAAAAGAGGCUGCCAGGAUAGCAGAAGAGAUCUAUGGAAUAGUCCCAGGUAGCUGGGCGGACAGAUCUCCUCUGCACGAUGCUGCCUUCCAAGGACGCCUCCUGUCUUUGAAAACCUUGAUCGCACAGGGUUUCAAUGUGAACCUGGUGACAACAGACCGAGUCUCAGCUCUUCAUGAAGCCUGUCUGGGCGGCCAUGUGGCCUGUGCAAAGCUGCUGUUGGAGAAUGGCGCACACGUCAACGCAGCCACAAUUGAUGGGAUCACUCCUCUCUUUAAUGCUUGCUGCAGUGGCUCUGUGGCUUGUGUAAACAUGCUGCUUGAAUUUGGAGCCAACCCACGGGUCGAGAACCACCUUGUUUCACCCAUUCAUGAGGCAGUCAAGAGAGGACACCGAGAGUGCAUGGAGGUUCUUCUGGCUCAUGGGGUUGACAUUGACCAAGAAGACCUGCAGUAUGGAACCCUGCUUUAUGUUGCUUGCAUGUACCAAAGGACAGAUUGUGUCAAGAAGCUGCUGGAGCUUGGAGCCAAUGUUAAUGCGGGGAAGCGACUAGACACUCCGCUCCAUGCUGCAGCAAGGAAAUCGAGUGCAGAGAUAGUCAUCUUGCUGGCAGACUAUGGUGCUAACCUGAAAUGCAGAAAUGCUGAAUUCAAAUGUGCCCUGGACCUUGCCAUACCCAACAGCAAAGUGGAACAGGCACUUCUACUUCGGGAAGGCCCUGCCAGCCUUGCCCAGCUGUGCCGAUUGUGUAUCAGAAAGCAUCUGGGUCGAUCAUGCCUAUAUACGGUCCAUAAGCUGCGCCUGCCUGAGCCGCUUGAGAACUUUCUCCUACACCGAUAAGCCCAUGACUAUCUUUACACUGGAAAAGAAAGAGAAACAAAUGGUUGUGUACUCCAAAAUUAUAAUAUCAAAGAAAAAAAAAUUAAUCAAAGACAUCAUUUACUGUCUACUCUGGGUACCAAACUUGCUGCUGAUUGUGCACAUUGAAGCCAAUGGAAAACACCUUUUCACAGACAAUGAAUGUUGUGGAUACAGCUCCCCCAGUUUAUUGCAAUAUCUAUUUUUACUAAACUGAGAAGUUGUAAUACAUGAACAGCUCAAUCAACAUGCGUUUGUAGAUAGACAUGCAGACGUCUACCCACAGACACACACACAGGAUUUCCCCUGCAUUUAGUGUUGUCUAGUGAUUGUAGGUACUUUUUAUUUUUUCCAUUUAAUAUCUGUGCAGCUUCUUCCAUUUAAUUCUAAAAAGCUCACCGUCAAAAUUAAAGCUGUUAUUCUUCCACUAGUGUGGGAAUGAAAACAUUCAGUAGUUAAUGUUAGGCAUAUUUAUGUACUGCACAUCUUUAGUCCUCCUUGACUUUUCUUCCUGACGGCUCUUUCCCAUUCUCUAGUAGAGUCAUCACAGCGACUUCCAGCAGGCUCUGGCUGUCCAGAUGUCCCAUCAUCUGAACCCAGCUGCCCCCUACACUAAUCCAUGUUCUCCUCCAAGAUGAGAAUGAUGUUACCAAAUCAGGUCUGGAGGCUUGGAGUAAGUCCAUGAAAUAAUUUGUAAGUCUUAAAAAAAUACAUUUGUCUCUUCUAAAAGAAAAAAAAGUAUAUAUAUGUAUUUAUGAAAGUCUGUUUUACCUGAGAUCUGGCUCUGUUUGCUAUAUGAAUAAUUUUUGUUAGCUUAAUUUGAGGAGAGAACAGCAAAUGUUUUCAUAGGCAUAUAGUAGGCCAGUCUGUCCUUUGCAAAGCUUAAUGACAACCAGAAACAUGAGUUGCUUCUCCUCCUUAUUAUCUUUGAACACUUUGAUGUUUCCCAAGAGAAGUCCUUGGACUGUAGAGCAAGAGAGGGUCAGGGUCCCUAAGGAUGGUUGUGCAUCACCCAAAUCUUCUUGUUGGUUAUUACCCACUAGGAGAAUAAGUUGGCAGGGCAUCUGCUUCCACAUCACCUGCUCUAGAGUCUUUCAUCACCUUCCUGGGAGAAGGGAAUUUUAAAGGAGAUUCUGGCCACUGUGAUAGUAGUUCAAAUCUUAUCAGGUUUUGUAGCUUGGACAUAGCAGUUAAAGCUGUAGACCUCUCUGAGCUGAGCAACUCAGUAUCCAGUGACAGGUGCCAGCAUGGCUGUGCAAAUAUAUGUUUAUUUUUCUUAUGGAGGCUUCUGAGGGCAGAAACAUUUCUACAGACCUGAAAGAUGAUGAAGUUCAACCACAAAAUGAGCAAUAGUGUAUCACUAGUACUGUAAGGCAUAGAGGUUAAAGGACGGUCUGCCUACACAUAGCCCAGCUUUGCAGGCCCAAGAGUCCAGUUCAUUUUCCAGCUAAGAGCUGUAGAGAUUUUUUUUAAUGAGCUAUGCAUGCUGGUACCAGUUUUCCCUGCCCCUAUGUUCAAAGUCAGGGGAAAUGAGCCUUGUGAGCUAUAAGGCACUGAACACUUUUCCAGCAGCCAUUGAGUGGUUGUCAUCACUCUAGCAGAAUCAGCCUGUGGUCCAAUGCUAACUCCUUAAUUUCAUCACAUUACUUUCCUUCUCUGAGACAAAGGACUCACCUUUCCUGUACUUUCCUAUGAAUCAUUCAGCACAAGUAAGAUAAACUGUGCUCCCAGCAGUUUGUGAUAUUAGGCCUGCAGCAUUACAGCCACUAACAAAUGUAGUUUUCAGCCUGUGAAGUACCCUGUUUCUGCACAUAUUGAAUGCCGCCUGACAGCGAGAACUAUUGCCCAUAAAGUUUUCUGUGACAUGAAUGACCUUGUAUAGUACAGUAUAUCAUGGAUUUCAGAGAUCUGAACACUAAAUUCUCAAGAGCUUCUGAAAAUCAGAUACUGUGAAGAAAGAAAUGUCUGUAUUUAUCUGAUGUCAGUAGAUCUCUCUCAGGCUUGUCCUUACUUCCAGCUUGCCUACUCUGUUUAUAAGCUGGCAGUCAGAAUACCAUCUGCUGUCCAAAUAGAGAGGCAGAGCCUCAGCUGUGUGGGUUGUCAGGCUUUUAUUGCAAUCAAGGAGUGAAGACAAUUUAUGGGAUCUAUUUCAGAACAUGUAAUGCUGAAUUGAUUUCCUUCUGCGAUCAUUGGUGAAAGCAGUAUUUCACUUGCAUGGGAUUUUAAAUUGAAAAAAUGUAUCUUCAUUAAGGAGGUGCAAAGCCUACUCAGCCUCUCAAGAAGGUUUAUGUUAUGAAACAGCAGAAGCUGCCCUAUUUUAUUGCUGAUAUUAGGUUCCCAUCAAAAAAUCACCUCACCUUUGCAUCCUCCCAGAGAUAUCAUUCUUCUUGAAAUUCCAUAUAUCAGAGAUUCAAGUGGAUCCGAGCUAUAAUAAAUCAAGAGAGAAGUUCAGAAGUCCUGAUAUUAAGCAAUCUCAUUAAAAACUUCACCUAGAUUUUUUUGUUCUUAUCACAAGCGUGGUUCAGACUAAACAUCACCCAUUUAAUUUUCAUUGGCUGUGCUUUGUGUUACAAAUCAUCAUUUGUAUCAUUUCAUGGUAUCCUGUUCAGUGGGAAAGUGUUGGGCCAUUUAUUUAUUUCCACCCACAAACAUCCAUUCUAAGUACAAACUCUUUCAGCUUUAAGGCAGAAUCUUCAGCUAUCGACGCUCACCAACCAUAAACAUUUGUCCCAAAUGUAUUUUGCAGAAAUAUCUUGAAAAAUGUUACCAAUACGCAAUGUAAACUCAAGAGAUUUCCUUUUAUUGUUCCCAAUCUGCUGGUCCACUUUUCAGUUUUAUUAUCUAUGUUAUGAAAGCCAGAAAUGUGGACUCAGAAAUGUUGGUGAAAUGGACCUCACAGAAUCACAGAAUACCCUGAGGUGGAAAGGACCCAUGAAGAUCACUGAGUCCAACAGACAUCAAACUAAUUAGAAGUUGACUUCAAUCUAUCAUUCGUUACUUAGUAUGCUUGUUAUUGUUAUCCAAAGCAAAACAAAGUUAAUACAGUUAAUAGAGUACAGUCCUAUCUUUAUCUGUACUCCAAAAUAAGCAGUCUUUGUAUCUAUGUUCUGCCUAGUAAAGGGUGCAUUUCCAUGACUCCAAGCAUUUUUACAGCUCUUUUUGUCUUUAUUGCAUCUUCUCUCAUACCACUCAGCUCUUGUUCAUAAGCUACACACUUUCAAUCCCAGUUCUGGCCACUGUCUCCUACAGCACAACUUUGCUGUUGGCACUUAUCAGCCCUCUGGUCUUUAUUGGGUGAAAACCACUGGUGGUGCCCCAGCAGGUCAUUAGGGCAAGACUGGCUAGUUGGACUGAUACUAAUGAAAUGAAACAUAUUUGUGGCUGUUCUGUAUUCUGGGCUGACAGUUUAUGAUGUUGUCGUAUAUUUUUUUUCCCCAAGAAAUUAAUGAUUUGUACAAGCCAUUUGCUCCUCUUUGUUUUUUUGUUGUUUUUUUUUUUUUUUUUGGGGGGGGGGUUCUUUGUUUUUUUAAUGUUCUUUAAGAGGUGUAUACUUUGUUAUUGUCAAAUACAGAUUAUUAGACAAAGAACUUCUGCCCAAUUUGAUUUCUAUUUCUUGAAAAUUCCUGCAACUUUAGAUUUCAUGACAUUUGCAGAAACUCUUGAUGCAUAUUGCAAAUGAAAGGAGAAGUGUGUCAGUUUUAAAAUUGAAAAAUGUUCAAUAAAAGGUAUCAGGAACUGAGGAAGAAAACUUAAUUUACAUAUUCAGCUGAGAAUAACAUCUGGGGGAUGGGAAAGGGAUGAAUUGGCAGGGCAUGUCAUUCUAGAACUUUAACAAGUAACACAUCAGUCAGCAAAACAUUGCAAGUAAUGGCUGCAUUCUUACCAGCAAUGGAUAAAGUCUCACAUGUGUGGGGGAUUCCCUUUUCAUCUUACUUUGAAAUGAAUUAGACUUAAGUAUGAAGAGCUUCUCUUCAUUGCAGUUUGAGCAAAACUAUUGUAAAUGCCAAACCUCAGCACGCAGUCAGUCUAGCAAUUUUUAUUGUUACAUGCCUUGUCUGUGAUAUUCUGCAAAUAUGGAUUCCCAGAAUCAGAAACACUAACUUGGCUUACUCUGAUUUAAGCACUGAAUCAAGGUCUGAGAAACAAAACUAUGUUCCAGCCAUGUAAAAACGAAGAAAACAAUUAAAAUGAAUUUGGUAUUUAUAGUAACAAAAGAUUUAAUGUUUUUAACUGUAAGAUGUGCGAGACUCUGUGGUGACAAGGAAUAGGAUAAAAAUGAGACUCCCUAGCCAGUCCUUGAGGGCAAGACAGGGUUUGGACUGGUAUUAAACCCAUGUUUUACUGAAACAAUUCAAUGGACUAAUAUACAGGGUUCUGUAGUUUCAUCCUUUCUCUCACAUGCAGAGGUUCAGCGGAAAAGAUCUGAAGACAGAGAGAAGAAGUGCUCUAUCCUUUAAUAUCUUUUCAGGCCCAGAGGCCAUGACAAUUUCAUCUGAACUCCUCCACAAUGCAAGCCACAGAACCUCACCCAGCAAUUGUGUUAACCCAGACUGUGCCCUGGGCUACGGCGUGCUUUACAAAAGCUAGCAGCAGAGAGAGCUUCCCACUUCAUCCCUCCAAUGAAGCUGCCACCCCAGGCCAGGAGAUCAUGAGGAUGGGAGGCUACCUUCUCCAUUACAUGCACUCAUUCUUGUCCAUAGCCUGGAGCUGCCAGUU
Coturnix japonica (Japanese quail) is the source of this 5935-nucleotide messenger RNA. RefSeq names its product ankyrin repeat and SOCS box containing 11 (gene ASB11). Gene Ontology annotation, biological process: intracellular signal transduction; positive regulation of protein catabolic process; protein ubiquitination. Gene Ontology annotation, molecular function: protein binding. The record is from RefSeq and is a predicted model, not a curated record. NCBI's taxonomy places the organism in Eukaryota, Metazoa, Chordata, Aves, Galliformes, Phasianidae.